CGUUUUCCGCUAGAUGGUUUUAGUGAGGUCAUAUCUCACGAUGUAUACGUCGCAUCUGGUCAUUCUAUACUGCGACUUAAAGGUGACAUAACGCUUUAAAAAAAGUUCUUUGACAGUUUUGUGUUUGGUGAAGCCAGUUGUGUGUUAGAGCGUUCCAAAAUGGAGGUAAAAAAAGAGAAAAUUCGAUAUAUUCUUCAGUACCACUACGACCAAAGGGAAAAAGCGGAGCAGGCGGCCAAAAAAAUUUGUGCUGUUUGUGGACCCAAUACAGUAUCGAAUGCAACAGCAAAGCGGUGGUUCCAACGAUUCCGUUCUGGUAAUAUGGACGUCGAAGAUGAGACACGCUCUGGUAAUAUGGACGUCGAAGAUGAGACACGCUCUGGUAGGCCAAUCGUCGAAAAUGUCGAUAAAAUCAUGGAAAUCGUCGAGUCGGACUGGCAUGCAAGCACUUAUUCCAUUGUCCAGGAACUGAAGAUUAGCCAGAAAACCGUUUGGAACCAUUUGCAUAAGGCUGGUCUCAAGAAGUUCGAUGUAUGGGUGCCACACGAAUUGACGCAAAAGAACCUUUUGGACCGAAUUCAUGCCUGCGAUUCUUUGCUGAAGCGUAACGAAAUCAACCCAUUUUUGAAGAGGAUGGUGACUGGCGAUGAAAAAUGGGUCACAUACGAGAAUAACAGGCGAAAAAGAUCGUGAUCCAAGCGCGGUAAGCCGGUCCAAAUGAUCGCCAAGCCCGGAUUAACGGCCAAGAAAGUUUUACUGUGUGAUUGGUGGGAUUGGAAGGGAAUCAUCCACUAUGAGCUGCUCCCAUCGGGCCAAUCACUCAAUUCGGACCUACACUGUCAACAACUGACCAGAUUGAAGCAGGCGAUCGACAAGAAGCGGCCAGAAUUGACCAAUAGGAAGGGUGUUGUGUUCCAUCAAGACAAUGCCAGGCCGCACACAUCUUUGACGACGCGCCAGAAACUCCGAGAGCUUGAAUGGGAGGUUAUAUCGCACCCGCCGUAUAGCCCAGACCUGGUUCCAAGCGAUUAUCACCUUUUCAAGCAUUUGCAAAAUUUUCAUGAUGGUACAAAACUGGCCUCAAGAGAGGCCUCAAGAGAGGCUUGUGAAAAUGAGCUGGUCAAGUUUUUUACCAAUAGGGACGAGGACUUCUUCAAUCGCGGAAUUAUGAAAUUGCCUUCAAAAUGGA
Harpegnathos saltator (Jerdon's jumping ant) is the source of this 1189-nucleotide messenger RNA. Its product is annotated as histone-lysine N-methyltransferase SETMAR-like. The transcript has 2 exons. Gene Ontology annotation, molecular function: histone H3K36 methyltransferase activity; double-stranded DNA binding; DNA topoisomerase binding. Bases 160 to 693 code for a protein of 177 amino acids. Gene Ontology annotation, biological process: replication fork processing; mitotic DNA integrity checkpoint signaling; double-strand break repair via nonhomologous end joining. NCBI's taxonomy places the organism in Eukaryota, Metazoa, Arthropoda, Insecta, Hymenoptera, Formicidae. The record is from RefSeq and is a predicted model, not a curated record. Gene Ontology annotation, cellular component: nucleus; site of double-strand break; condensed chromosome.